This is a messenger RNA of Linum tenue, 4803 nucleotides long. The record is from the annotation of a GenBank genome assembly. Lineage: Eukaryota; Viridiplantae; Streptophyta; Magnoliopsida; Malpighiales; Linaceae.
GUGAUUCUCAUUAGAUUGAUCAGUGGGAUUUAAUACCCACUCUUAAACAGAAAGUAACCCACGUAGCCUACAAAGGAGGAACAGCUUAGUGGGUUUAACAACUAACAAUAAUACAUAAUUAAUUAAAUGAAAUAGUAUCCUUAUCAAAAGUGAGGCCAAUAAACUGCUGAAGCUGCACCAGCCCUUCGUUUCCUAUCUUCAAAAACCAAGAAGAGGAAGAAAGAACAGAACUUCCAAAACCCCUGCAGAGCCUUUUCAGCUUCUCGAGUCAAUCAGCUAUGGCAGCAGCUUCUCCUCCUCCUCCUUCCUCUCCACCUGAUCGCCAUGACUCCUCGUCCUCCUACUCCGGAAGAUGGGAGUACGAUGUUUUCUUGUGUUUCAGAGGCGGCGACACACGACAUGGUUUUACAAGCCACCUCAUGGCUGCUCUCUCAGACAAGAAAAUCAAAGCCUUCAUCGACACCAUGCUCCGGAAGACAGAGUCCAUCGACGAGCUCCUCUCAGUCCUCCAAAGAUCCACCCUUUCGAUCGUGAUUUUCUCCGAGAAGUUCGCGGAUUCGCCCUGGUGCUUGGACGAGGUGGCCACGAUUGUCCAAAGCAUCGAGAUAUUCGGACACCGAGCGCUGCCGGUGUUCUACAAAGUUGGUUGGUCUGACGUGGCAGGGGACUCUGGCCGUUACUCUGCCAUCAUCGAUGAAGAGCUUAAAGCGAGCUCUGAGGACAGCAAGAGAUGGAAGGAUGCUCUGAAAGCGGUGGCUAAUCGUGCUGGACGUACUUCCUCUGCGAUUCCAAUCGAAUCUGAAUUGAUUAAGGCGAUCGUGGAAGAUGUUCAGAAGCAACUGAUCGACAUGUCACCAAUCAUCAAGUCAGAAAACUUGGUUGGUAUGGGUUCGCGCAUUUUGGAGGUUGAGCAAUUGCUUGCCAUGGACGAACCAGAUGAUAUUCGCAUCAUUGGGAUAUGGGGAAUGGGUGGUUUAGGGAAAACCACGCUGGCCAAGGCUUGCUAUGAAAGGAUAGUUUCAUCAACGAAAGACAUCAAGCAUCAUUUCAUCAGGAACAUCAACCAAAUUUGCGAAAACCAGCAUGGGAUUGAUGGAAUAGUGCACGAGCUCUAUUCGAAAGUAUUGUCCGAGAGAAAUCUAAGUCAUGAAGAUUUGGAUGUGCAUUAUAUAAGAGCAUGCCUUUCUCGCUCGAAGGUGUUCCUUGUUCUUGAUAAUGUGGAGACUCCACGCCAAUUGGAGCAGCUACUUUUAGACGAUGUCUUCAAUCUCACCAGACUCUUUGCUGCCGGGAGCAGAAUCAUAGUGACAACAAGAAACAAAAAAGUGCUCCAAAAUGCGAGGGCAAAGAUGUAUGGCAUCAAGGGUUUGAAUGAUGAUGAAUCUAUGCAACUCUUUAGUUCCCGUGCAUUCAAGCAACAACAUCCCCCAUAUGUUUGGAUGCGCCUAUCACGUCUUGCAAUAUCAUACUGCAAGGGACACCCCUUGGCCAUUAGAGUUUUGGGGAGUGCACUGUUCGACGAGGACGAAAAUUACUGGGAGAGUUUCUUAAGUGGGUUGAGGCUGAUUCGAAACCCUGAAAUUGGUGUUAUUUUCAGGAAAAGCUACGAUCAAAUGGGACACGAUGAGCAGCGAGUGUUCUUGGAUGUUGCUUGCUUCCACCACGGAACGUCAAGAUCCAUAGUGAUACGCUACUUGGAAACCCUGUACCCAACCGCUCUUGCUAAUGUGAAGGACCUAAUUGAUAAGUCCCUCUUAACUUGUGUUUCCAAAGAGGAUGGAGAGAAGAUUGAGGUGCAUGAUCUGCUCAAGGAAAUGGCUUGGAGCAUUGUGAACGAGGAACCAAAGCUCGGCAAACGCAGCAGGUUGGUGGAUCCUGAUGACAUCUACAAACUAUUGGCAACUACGAAGGUGGAAAGUUGGACAACAUGUUAUAUAUACUCCUUCCUCAAAGGCAUAGGGAUGAUGGUUCGGCCGAGAAGGAAAAGGAGGAAAGUCAUUGACAUGGAUGAGAAAGACAAAUGUCCAUUGGAGGGACUGAGAACUACCGAAGGUAUCAGUUUGGAUCUUUCUAAAGCCAAAGAGAUGCGUCUGGAAGCAAAUGCCUUCAAAGGGAUGGAUUCUCUUACAUUUCUCAAAAUUUGGGGGCUGUCGGAAGCCCUGGGGAAGAAAAUCCAUUUGCCAUACGAUGGGCUUGACUCACUUCCUGAUGGUUUGAGAUGGCUGCAGUGGGAUGGAUACCCUUCCAAAUCACUACCUUCUGGAAUUUAUCCCCAACAUCUCGUUCGUCUUAUUAUACGGCGUAGUCCAAUUAAAAGCUGUUGGGAAGGAUAUUGCCAACCAAAGCUGGCGAAUCUGAUGCUACUCGAUCUCUCAUAUUGCUCCAAUCUUACUGCUAUACCUGAUCUCUCGGGCUCUUUACAAAUUGAGGAACUCCGACUUCUGAAAUGCAAAAGCCUAGUUGAAGUACCCUCUCCUGUUCAACAUCUGGACAAGCUGAUAACGCUUGAUCUUGGAUAUUGUAUAAGCCUGGAGGGUCUUCCAUCAAAACUUAGCUCAAAGGUUCUCAAGCAUGUUCGGAUAAACAACUGUCCAAAGGUGAAGCACUGUCCGGAUAUUAAUUCAGAGGAGUUGAUGGAAUUGAAUUUAGAUGAGACACCUAUCAGGGAGUUACCUAGUGCAGUUUACAAUGUCAAGGAAGGUGGCCGCCUAUAGCUCUUUGGUGAAAACAUCACCGACUUCCCUGCAAUUUCUACUAGCUUGAGGGAGUUUCACUUGUCGGAUACUGCAAUGAAAGAGAUGAAUUCUUCUGAGGUACUGCCGAAAUUUGGUGAACUAGUAUUGGAUGAUAACUCCCAACUCAAGAGCCUGCCAAAUAAUUUAUGGGACAUGGUCACGUCUUCUCUCUCUAUUUGGGGCAGCCCACUUCUUGAGAGUCUGCCUGAUAUCUCAGAGCCUGUGAAAGGUUUAUCCCGUAUUCGGAUAUCCAACUUUGGAAGUUUCAAAAGCCUCCCAUCUAGCAUCAACAAUUUAGUAUCUCUAAAAAAACUCAAUCUGGGAAAUACCGGCAUUGAGUCGUUGCCUUCCUCUAUCCAGGAAUUGGGCCACCUUGAGAGGAUAGAUAUGAACAACUGCAAAAGCCUUCAGAGUAUCCCGAUCAAUAUCCAUAAACUACCAAAGUUAGUUAGCUUGAUCUUGAGAGGAUGUGGAAGUAUUCUAUCUUUGCCGGAGCUUCCAUCAAGUCUCUCUGUGUUGGAUGUCGGUGGCUGCAAGUCCUUACAAGCUCUACCAAGCAACGCCACUAAGCUUAGUUGGAGCAGCCUCGCGUUUUACGAUUGCCCCAAACUAGACAAGACAGUUCCUGAUGAAAUCCUAGCAAAUUACCCAAUCUAUGCACCAUCAUCUGAACGUGUAAAGGGGUGCCAGCUUCAGUAUUCAGGGAGUGGGAUUCCGGAAUGGUUCACCUACAGAAGCGUGAAGGACAAGGAUAGUUCAUGUUUGACGGUGCAAUUGCCUCCUGCUAACUGCACUAGUAGUAAGCAACUAAUCAGAGGGAUUGCAUUUGGUGUGGUGUGUUCAUCUCCAAAUGCUUGGUUGUCUAUGAGUUGUGACUGCAACAUUGGCACCACUACUGUUGCCUCUUGGAACUGUUAUGCUCAGUGGGAUGUCAUGAAGUCAUCAUCAGACUAUGUGUUGCUAUGGUUCGAAUCAGGUGAGACAGAGUGCAUAGAAAGAGAAGGAAAAGCAUGGUAUGUGAAAUAUGCAGGCCACACUGUUUCGUUCCAUUUCUACCCUCAUGGAAGUGAUGGCAAGCGAUUGAAAAUAAAAAGAUGCGGGGUCUCUCUACUGUACUCAGUUUGAUUGAUGAACAAAAAAGAAACAGAUGGCAAGGUAUAUACCGAAUAAUCCAGAUGGUCUCUUCGGGAUUCUUUCCCCUUCAUUCCAGAAAUGUAAAACCUGAUGGCGAGCUUGAGUAUUCAGGGGGCCGAAUUCCAGAAUGGUUUACCUACAAAAGCGUGAAGGACAAGGAUAAUUUGUGUACAGUGCAAUUGCCUCUUGCUAACUGCACUAGUAGUAAGCAAACAAUUGCAUUUGGUGUGGUGUGUUCAUCUUCUGAUGCGUUGCCGUCUAUGAAAUGUGAUUGUGUCAUUGGCACUACAAUUGUUGCCUCUUGAAAAUCUUGUGCUUAGUUGGGAUGUCACGAAGUCAACAGCAGACAAUGUGUUCAUAUGGUUUGAAACAAAAGUAGAAGCAUGGUAUGUGAAAUAUGCAGGUCACACUGCUUCGUUCUAUUUCUACCUUACAAACGCAUUUGGAGGAGAUUCCAAGCUAUGGAGAAAGAAGAUGAAAAUCAAAAGAUGCGGGGUCUUGCUACUGUACAGGAAGUUUGAUUGACGAACAAAAAGAAACAGGUGGCAAGGUUGAGGAAAAAGCACAGAUGGGGUGUGGAUGAAGGGCAAAUGGCACAAGAGUCCAAGUUGCUUAUGGAAGUGUGGAGUGUAUAUGCCAUCAAUACUUGUUAACUCGUCUUGAUGAGUUCAAGCAUGGAAUUAUUAUGUGCAAUAACUCUUUUUUUUAAUAUAUUUUGAUUCUCCUCACGUGAUUGAAAGGCUGAAAAUGUGGGGAGGGAAAGGUUGUAAAUCCGAGGACUGACCCGGAUCCGAUUGAGCUAGUGGGUCAAGGGUUAAUGGGUCACCCGUUUUAGCCUAGAAAUAUGGAAAAGGUCAUUAUAUUGUACUUAUCCUGAUAAAUUAUAUCAAAUCUAAUCUCAAAUAUGAGUUAUAACAUAUAAUAUUACACCAAA